GGCGAGAAUAAAUGAAAGGCAAGAACAUUAUGGUGCGGACAAGACUUCGCGAGUAAGGUGGCUGCCGAUAGGGGUUUAGUGUAUGUAACAUUGUUAUGUACGACGCUCCUUCCGACCCGUAAUCCGCAAAAACAGCACCGUGAAGAAUCAUUGCAUUCUUCUUCAUCAAGUUAGAUCCGGCGAAGCAAUACAAAUCAAGGUCAGUUGCCUAACAUUCUUCAGUAUCAGAAAUUAAAUUCAACAAUCCAGCACACAAUCGAAAAUAAAUAAUUACUACAGUAAGUUGGUACAUAGCAUCGAUACUCACUGUCCAUUUCCAUCCUUUUCCCAGCUCCCGAGGGAAAUUCGAUAUUCGAUAUGGAAAUUCGCACUUCCAGAUCGUAGGAUUGUAUUCUUAAAAGAGUAUGCUAUUUCUCGUUGUGAGCACGUGAUGGUCAUAGUACGCUCAGAUAUGGCUGUACCGGAUAGAUACAAAGACGGCGCUCUCCCCGAUUCAACUAAAAGUCUCUGCAUCGGUAUGGAUGGCGUUCUGUCGCAGGAUGUGAAAGAUUUGGAAGAAGUUCGGGCACGCAUCAAGCAUGAUAAUCAACAUGGUUUCUCGUCCAAUGCACAAAUUCCAAACCUAUUGCUUAUUUGCAAGGAAUCAUACAAUAUCGCUUCCAUAAGAUACAAACGAGCAUUUCCGUCUGUUGGAGCUUUUGCUGAGACUUACUUCGAUUACGAAAGAGACAUAUUAUUAACUCUUGGGGAGCAAUUGAUAUGCACAUGCGGCUGGCAAUGCCGUGAACCUAUAACGUCAUCCGAGGCAUGGAAAAUUCGUCAUGUUGCCUUCCAAUAUGAAUCCAUACUAAAAGGGUCCGAAUUUCCUCAAAACGAUAAGAUAGCUAAAACUUCCAAGAUUGCUAGACUAUUGACUACGCUCUACAAUGUUAAAAAUUUAACGAUUGUGAUUGGAGACUAUCGGAGUGAAGAUCACGAGAAUGGCAUAGCAGAGGGUUAGAGAGAAAGUGAGCUGGUAUUCUUCGAGCUAGUGGACAUCGGUGAAGCUCUGCGCAUGUUGCGUUCGCCUGUAACCAAACGUAGUGAUUUUUAUGGCGUAUGGCUUCCUGAGCAUUCUUUACGAAAUAAAUUAGACAUCGAUAAGAAACUCCUCUACGAGCUCCGAUCAGCGAGCCGCGCAAAGGGCCGAAAGUUGAAGAUGCCAAGAAUCAAAUGGAGGAAUUUAACGACUGCCACGUCCAAAAGGAGGUUCGGAAAAUUGCUAGAAGAAUACGAGCUACGCACCGGCGUGACCUGCUAUAGAAUUCCAAAAAUUCACAGUAACACGUUUGAUCUGAGUUCCUGAUAUCAUGUAAAUAAACCAAUUUUGCCGGACAGACUCGUUAAUUUUAACGCCGUACUUUGCAUAGUUUCAAUCCUUGGAAGGAACUCAGGAACUAAAACAUUGCUAUCGGCGGUCUAAAAUUCGGAAGUGUUGGACACCCUCGUCUGAUAUCCAUCUUGGUUUCUAUAUCCUACGCACCGGGUAUGGUAUGUGAAAGAAAUUACCUUUGAAUACCACGAUCUUUUGUGUGCUAUUGUUUUUGAGGAAGGUGAUGGAGGAGGAUUAUGGCUAUACCCGUCUUGAAUCAAGAUUUAUGCAGUCCUAAAGACCA
Messenger RNA from Botrytis cinerea B05.10, 1655 nucleotides. RefSeq lists its product as hypothetical. Lineage: Eukaryota; Fungi; Ascomycota; Leotiomycetes; Helotiales; Sclerotiniaceae. The transcript has a single exon. The record is from RefSeq and is a predicted model, not a curated record. The coding region runs from base 431 to 1000 and encodes 189 amino acids.